Messenger RNA from Perkinsus marinus ATCC 50983, 177 nucleotides. RefSeq lists its product as hypothetical. The record is from RefSeq and is a predicted model, not a curated record. The transcript is spliced from 2 exons. Bases 1 to 177 code for a protein of 58 amino acids. Lineage: Eukaryota; Perkinsozoa; Perkinsida; Perkinsidae.
AUGCCUGCGGGUAGGGUUCUCGUUAAGAGCCCUCGUGCCUUCCGUUGGAGGCCAACUCCAGGUCCUUAUGGUAAACUCAACACCGGUUGGGAGGAAGUUGAGAUUGUUGAUAAACCGAACGACAGCAUCCGAAAGGUCUGCGCCGGCCGGGAGUGUGCCAGUUUCGGCAUGAAGUGA